AUGAAAGAUAUUCAAACCAAUACCAAUCCUCAACUUCCAAAAGAAGACUUUUACAAAGAGUUAGCUGAACAGAUUCAGGUCAUAACUGAAGAUCAAUCUUUUUGGGUGACGAAUCUAUCUAAUGCAUCUUCAGUGAUAUUCCAUGAACUGAAUAGUUUAGCAUAUUUUCAAGAAAAACCUAUCAACUGGGCUGGUUUUUAUAUUACUAAUCCAAAGAAUGAUCAACAACUAAUACUUGGUCCUUUCCAAGGCAAGGUUGCUUGUACAGAAAUUCAAUUCGGUAAAGGUGUAUGUGGAACAGCAGCAAGUACUAUGCAAACUCAAGUGAUACGUGAUGUUCACCAAUUUCCUGGUCAUAUAGCUUGUGAUUCAGCAUCUAAUUCGGAAAUCGUUGUUCCUUUAGUGGUGGACGGGCGACUUGUUGGAGUAUUGGAUAUUGAUUGUCAAGAAAAAGAAGGUUUUGAUGAUACUGAUAGAAUAGGAUUAGAAGCAAUUGCCAAAAUUAUUGUAGACAAUUGUACUUGGUAGAUCUAUUAUUUAGCAUAUUAUCAAUAAAAAAUGCACAAAAGUUGGAUACAGUU
Halteromyces radiatus is the source of this 581-nucleotide messenger RNA. RefSeq names its product GAF domain-like protein. Gene Ontology annotation, molecular function: L-methionine (R)-S-oxide reductase activity; protein binding. The coding region runs from base 1 to 528 and encodes 175 amino acids. NCBI's taxonomy places the organism in Eukaryota, Fungi, Mucoromycota, Mucoromycetes, Mucorales, Cunninghamellaceae. Gene Ontology annotation, cellular component: cytosol. The record is from RefSeq and is a predicted model, not a curated record. The transcript has 4 exons.